Messenger RNA from Nematostella vectensis (starlet sea anemone), 5708 nucleotides. RefSeq names its product alsin. The record is from RefSeq and is a predicted model, not a curated record. Lineage: Eukaryota; Metazoa; Cnidaria; Anthozoa; Actiniaria; Edwardsiidae. The transcript has 30 exons. Bases 128 to 5311 code for a protein of 1727 amino acids.
UGUUGUCAAAAGUAAAAUGGCGGAUUAUUGUGAUUUCAUAACGUAACAUCUUCCACCAAUUCAGUGGUGUUUUUGAAAGUUCUCCGCCUUUUUAUCUCUGUCUCGAACAUAUUUUUAAAUUGCAUCGAUGGCUGAAAAGAAAGAGGGUUCUUGUUGGGACGGUGAGAAAGGCAUAGCGUUCUUCUGGCAGUCAACAAGUCCCGAACCAAAGAUUUCCCCGUUGAGUUUACCUCACGGAAUAUCUAAAGUGGCUCUUGGUACAGCUCACACUGUACUGCUGACAUUUAACCAUGAGGUUUUUGCUUUCGGCGACAAUAAUUUCGGUCAGCUUGGUUUCGGCGAUCGUAAUCGUCGACGUGAUCCAGCAAAGCUGCCGUUUUUUGAGGGGAAGCGUGUGGUCGACAUUGCCUGUGGCGGUCAACACUCCGUGGUGCUUUUAGAUAACGGAGAGACGUACGCCUGGGGUGACUCCUCCAGUGGGCAGUGCGGGAUCGGGAAAUGUGACAACAAUUCUGCGGUCGAUGCACCCACCAAGGUCGCAUUUACUCCCGAGAUGAAAUCACCGCAAAGUGUUUUCCACUUGAGUGAGGAAAAACAUGAAACACAACCUCAAGCAACUGACGUCAAAAUAAAAAGCAUUGCCUGUGGCGAUUGCCAUACUUUGGCAUUAUCUAGCAGAGGUACUGUGUGGGCUUGGGGAUUAGGUUGUCAAACUGGCCAUGGCUCUCUAAAUUCAAUAGUAUCAAGGCCUAAAAUGGUAGAGGCACUAAAAGACAAAGAGGUCAUUGGAAUAAUUUGUGGUGCAUAUCAUAGUAUUGCACUUAUUACUGAUAAUACUAUGGAGAUCAAGUUGUUGCCACAUAAGAGUGGAAACUCUGUGUUCAUGGCUAAGGGUAAGAAAAUAACACAAAAGCUGUUAAAAAAGAAAAAAGAGACUUUGAAGAGGAAAAAAUCAUCAGGGAGUAAAAUUACUAGUCCUUCUUUGCUACAAAGCUCAGAUUCUAGUCCUAAUAGCACAAGUAGCACUCCAUCAAUUAACCAACAAACAUCAUCGGGUAUCAGGACAUACCUGAGCUAUCACAGAGGUCAUAAACGAGAUGACAGUCAAGGAAGUAUUUCAGCUGAUGAUAGCUUAGAUGCUAAUACCAUCAGUGAUGGUAGCACAGUACAGUCCAUAGAUGACAAAAUGGGACCCCCUCUUGCAAAUACUAUGAUUUCUGACUCAAUGCUGGAUCACACUGACAACAUAAGUGCCUCACUACCUGUGGAUAGCAAGGAGUCUGAGGAAAGUGAAUCAAAUACUGAUUUUUGUAUUGCUCCAUCUGGUACACAAUGUGUCUCACAGCCAAUAGACAUACAAACAAGAAGUAAUCACUUUGGAUACCCAACCAAAACACACCUUGGUCUACUAAACAACAGUUCUCCUGAGCCAUCUCCUCCAUACUUUACCCCCAACAAGCACAAUGAUCAGAGCUUUGUUACAACUGAAAUAGCUGGUAGCCUAAAUCUCUCAACCACACCACCACAAACUAGCAGUGUUUCUGGGAAACCUGAACAUAAAGGUCAAGACCAGGGUGUGCCUGCCAGGUCAUACCUAGGUUUUGGGAUCAUUUCCAGUCAUUUUCGGCCAGAUAUGGACCUUGGAAAGCUGACCAAUGCUGUCGUAGACUCUGUGGCUGGAAUCUUCAUGUCUAGCUCCCCUGCUUCACAAUCAGCCAAAUACCUGAGACAAAGCUCUUCAUGUAAUAAAUGUGGGGUGUCUGGAAUAUGCCUCUGCAGUGGUACAACCGGUUCCCAGGACAGGUUCUGGUUACCUGGCUCUGAUACACAAGUCUGGACAUGGGGGAGGGGAGGGUGUGGACAGCUUGGCCUUGGAGAUACAGAUGACCGGUCUGUUCCGUGCCUUGUGGAAGACUUGAGUAGUACUGGGAUAAUCAAGGUAGCUGCUGGGACCUUCCAUUCGCUGGCUCUCACUGUGUAUAGCCAGGUGUUUUCAUGGGGUGAUAACUCAUGCGGACAGCUAGGUCAGAAAAAAUCAAUAGCUGUUAGACCAAAGAAAGUUAAGUGUUUUUCUGAUGUGCUGAUAUGGGACAUAGCUUGUGGUAGCCAUUAUUCCUUGUUUAUUGGUGACAUGGCACUUAAUAGACCAGAUGUCUAUAUCUGUGGCAGACAGCCAAGUGAAGUUGCUGCGAUUGCCGAGGCUGCUACCAAAUCAGCUGUGAGCACUCAACCUUUAAGCCAUGAUGACAUUACCCUAGAAACCAAUCCAGGUCGGAAACCUGUGUUAAGACACACCCGAUCUUGUGAUGAUGUGAAGGAGAGGUCUCUUGUGGCGGCCAAGAUCGAGCUGGUCAGGCUGACGAUGUUCAGGAAGGCCAGCAGCAUCAGAGGAGUCGUUGCACACACAGAAAACUGCUGUUGUCUAGCCACAAGGGGGAACAGUAAUGAGUCCACUACCCUCAGUGAGCUUGCCAGUGAAGAGAGACUUUUCUAUUAUCAGCUGGCUCUCAUAUGGCAGGUUAUCCUGGUGCCAGUCAUCAAAUCAGAUGUCUGGCCUUUGUUACUUCAAGAGGAGAGUGGUCAAGUACUGAUGAUGACGAUCAAAGCUUUUCAUCAGAUCAUGCGCUGUGUCUCCACUAAUCUGGUCACAGUUACUAAGAUGGUCAGCGACAUGCUCCCAUUUGAUGGGCUUUAUGCUGGAUGUCUAGGAAAAGACUUCAUGGCUGUGUUUGAGAGCUACUCUGAGAUAUUCAGCAAUGCUGUUGCUUAUGGUUCUUUCAUGUUCUUUGCAACCAUAUCAAGGAAUAUUGCCGCUCAGUGCAAGCUGAUUUUGCGGGAGCUUCUGGAGGAAGCUGAUGAGGAUUUCAUUGGCGAUAUAGAGGCGUUUCAGUGUAUUGCACAGGUUCCCCUAGUGCGAAUGCAACACUAUGCUACGUUGGCCAAGAAGUAUCUCCCUCUUCUGCCAAAUAAAAGCGCUGCAGCGACCCGACUCUCCGAGGUGAUUGACAUGUGGGGAGAGAUGAUGUGGCAGGAUGAGCAGAGACAGCUUGUAGCGGAGCAGACGAGACAGUUUUGGGAGGAGUGUCCGUCUAAGAUGUCGCAAGCGUUCCGGGUGCCAAACCGCCGCCUAUUAAGAAGCAGUAGGACUCAUGCUUUGUACCCCGUCAAGAGCACGCGAUUCUCAAGUCCGAGCUUCGUUCUGUUUGACGACUACUUUGUCCAUGUCCAGUCCAAUAAGCACUUCCAGGCCUACCCUCUCAACACGCUUUGGGCAGAAGGCAUGGCUGAUAGUGAGCCGAGCUUGCUGAAUGCGAUUAAGAUCACGACGCCGGAGGAUUUGCUCGUGCUUUGUGCUCCUUGCGCCCUUAACAAGGCAGACUGGUUGUUUGCCAUCAACCAAGCAGUGGCCCGUGUUAUCAGCAAGACUACGGCUUAUAGUCUUGGAGCAGAAUCCGUGAACACCACGACGGGUAACCUGAGUGCGGCGAUAGCGCGAGAGGCCUGCUACACUUUCCAGCAUGACACGCGCUACAAAGGUGCUGCUUACCAUGGCAUGUGGCUCACAGGAAAACCACACGGACAUGGCGAGAUGCGCUGGCCUGACAAAAGGGUGUACAUGGGCGAAUUCAAGCAAGGCGAGCAUCAUGGACAUGGUGUAAUGGUGUUUCCGCCAAACAGUCCAGAUAAUGCCGAUAGAUACGAGGGGGAGUGGAGUCAUGGGAAAAUAUCCGGCUUUGGUAAAAUGAAGUACAUGCAUGGGGACACCUACACGGGGCAUUGGCGGGACAACACGCGCCACGGUCACGGGGUCAUGAGUUAUGGCGCCAUGUCUUCCUCUGCUGCUAGCGUGUACAUUGGCGAGUGGUCCGCUGACAGGAAGAACGGAUACGGCACUAUGGAUGAUGUCAUAAGGGGGGAGAAGUACAUGGGCAUGUGGGACAAUGAUAUUCGGCAGGGCGCUGGAGUAAUUGUUACACUGGAUGGCGUCUACACUCAAGGCACAUUCGUUCAAGGAAAACUCACCGGACACGGAUUACUGCUUUGUGAUGACAACACCAUUUUUGAAGGAGAAUUCUCUGGGCACUGCCAAUUGUCGGGCAAGGGCACCCUCACUCUGCCAUCUGGGGACUGUCUAGACGGCACGUUUCUUGGCCAGUGGGGAGAUGGCAUCAAGAUUAAUGGCGUGUUCACCAAAAAAGAGAAGGAUACAGGAGCAAAGUCGCCCAGCGAACCUGAGAUGAAGGCAUUUGUUUCUCCCGACCGUAAAUGGCAGGCGCUGUUCCAUGAAUGCCGUGAAAAGUUAGGUUGUGAAGGUGAUCAGGACGCGGAACCAUUGACUGCGUGGAAGUGUAUAUCGCGGGCGCUGAUGAGCAGUCACGAUGGAAGGCCGGCUCACGCCAAACAUGAUGUUCUCCAGCAGCUAUUUAAUGUGGGUAACGAGAUGGAGCGAAGCGGGAAAUACACUUUGGACGCGCAAGCUUUGCAAGACUACUUGUCCAAGGCGUUUGACAUGAGCUGCCAUCCGUUAGGAGAGCUCGUAUCAGCUCUUGUAUACGCCUACCGGGCCACCUACCUGGGCAUGGGCACACAUCGGCGCCUGCUGGCUCACGCUGUUGCAGAGGCCAAGUCCUUCACGCACAGGAUAUACAGGAUAACGCGAUUGUUGUUUCCCGAGCUUCCUAACGAGGAUUACGUGCACCUAGCCACGGACACAGUGAGCGGAAUCAGCAAACACCACACCGAGGAAUCGACCAGUAGCAGUGCCGUGCUGCACCCCGUGCUAUUACCCCGCCUGUACCCGCCACUCUUCACCCUCUACGCCCUGCACAACGAACCCAGCGAUAGCAAGUACUGGGAACGCAUCCUGCUUCUCAACAAGCGAUCCGACACUGCCUUGAUGACGUAUGUGGACGUUAGACGGCAAUUCUGGUUGACUGAUGGUAGCCGCUCUCCUUCAAAAGAAGGCGAAGAGAGCUGUGAUGUUCAUCAUUAUGUGAGUGCCGUGGAGGAACUCCAGCAAAUGAGUACAAAGCUUAGUCCGAUGGAAAAGCUUGCAUGCCUCAAGACAACCUUCGAAAAGAUCAACCAGGAUGUUGAGCGAUUCUGGAGAGGCGAAGAGAAGCUGGUUUCCCUCGAUGACUUGUUUCCAGUGUUCCAUUUCGUCGUUAUACGUGCAAGGAUUCCUCACCUCGGAUCAGAGAUCCACUUCAUCGAUGAUAUGGUGGAUGCCCAUGUACAUGUAGGGGAACAAGGUCACAUGUUCACGACACUCAAGGCAUGCUUCUUUCAAAUCCAAAAUGAAAAGGGCUAAGCGAAGAACCAUGCUUCAACUGGCAGAUAAUGUCAAACUGCUGUCGUGCGCAACAAAGUAGUGUAGAUACGUAGAGUAAUAUUUAUCUGACCUCACAUCGACCAAGAAGCGUCUCGCGUUAGGCCGGGGGGAAAGAGGCAGUAUUAUAUGCAUGAGGGCAUAUCAUUUGCCAAAAUCAUCGGUUACGGAUUUGAUAUUUUUAUGUUUGGUAGAUUUUUAAUUGUAUUUUUUAUUGUGUACAGAGAAGGGGGGAUAUUGGAGGGUAUUUUAAAAUUCAAUAUUAUAGCAGAUGUUUUGCCAAUUACAAUCGGCAUUUUUAGAAUUCUUGAACCCGCCCAAGAGACCAACCAUUUGAUAUCUGACGGGGAGGGUAAGAGACCGACCAUUUGAUAUCUGA